Messenger RNA from Serpula lacrymans var. lacrymans S7.9, 1816 nucleotides. Its product is annotated as glycosyltransferase family 31 protein. The coding region runs from base 41 to 1756 and encodes 571 amino acids. The record is from RefSeq and is a predicted model, not a curated record. Gene Ontology annotation, cellular component: membrane. The transcript has 5 exons. Gene Ontology annotation, molecular function: hexosyltransferase activity. NCBI's taxonomy places the organism in Eukaryota, Fungi, Basidiomycota, Agaricomycetes, Boletales, Serpulaceae.
GAUACCUCAUUUUCAUUGCCAGUCCUUACGGGAAGAUCUAAUGGACAACAGCCUGCUUGGCAAUGCUGACCGACAACCCUUUCCUAAGAAUGCACGAAAAUGGUGGAACAUUGGUGAGACCAUGCACAAAGGACGGUCAAGAGACGGGAAACGUUUUAGGAACUUCAAGAUAGGAUCAAUACAAUAUACCAUACUAUAUCAACAUCCUCCAUUAUCAAUCCUCUUUGCACUGCUUAUCUUCACCGUUUUCGCCAUAACGUUGACUCUGUCAUUAAAGUACAUAUUGAAUCCCGAUAGAGAGCCUUUGCCAUGGCAAGCUUAUUGCUCGAUCCCUUCUUCAACGACUACUCCUCCAAUGUAUCGCUCAGCGUCACCAUACCCGUAUCUGGAUCUAAGUUCGAACGCGUCGUCCGUAUUUCUCCCUCAUGACCUGGACUGUCUACCUCCAACAGGCAUAUUUUUAGGCGUGUUCUCCAUGGACACUUCCUUUGAGCGAAGGAUGCUCAUACGUACUACAUGGGCCAGUCAUCCACGAAGUCGCAACGGUGCGGGCGAUGGAGACCAAGGUUUAGGCACCUCCCGGACUGUGGUUCGCUUUAUUAUCGGUAGGCCUCGUAAAGACUGGGAGCGAAGGAUUCAGACAGAAAUAGAGCUGUACCAUGAUAUCGUUAUCCUCCCCAUUACAGAGAACAUGAACUCUGGAAAAACUCAUUCAUACUUUACAUGGGCGGCUUCUAGUGCCUGGGUUCCUCCCAACUACUUUAAUAGGACUGUCUCUCGCCAAUUCUCGUACUCCAAUGCCACAUCUCCCGAGCCCCUCCUAGCCCAUCACGAUCCCGCUGCAGCUUGGGAGCAUCGCUCCUCUGGCCAAUCAAAACCAUGGGUGCGGCCAGAUUAUGUAGCGAAGGUCGACGACGACGCAUUUGUUAUGCUUGCCGAGCUUGAAUCGCGCCUUCGGCUUGAGCUUUAUUCUGAAACUCAAAAGCCAUAUGGGGCCAAAGGUUUAGAGGCUGGAGUGAAUGUGACUGCUAUACCUACACACUCUUCUUCAGAUGGCAUCAUCGGAGAUGCCUUGUCACAUACAGGAUGCUCCCCACUCUCUGCUCAGUCUCGAGACCCUUUAGUCUAUUGGGGUUACUUGGUAAAAGAACGGUUUAUGGCAGGGGAACUAUAUGCCCUCACCUGGAGUUUGACUGAAUGGGUAUCAGUUACCCCGGCUGUCAAAGCACUGAGCAAGGGCGCAGAAGACAAACAAACUGCAAAAUGGAUGGCCCUCCAUCCGCGUUCAAAUGAAAUUCGAUGGUCGAGCGAGCGCUGUUGGAUAUACGAUCAUCCUCGUUCGGGUACUGUGUACUCCCAUGGCUUUUUGUUCCCUUCUGAGGUUACACGUAUCCGUCAACGGGUAUUGUCUUAUAUUGCUGGCGCAAGUUCCACAUUGCCACUCAAUGUGCCGAUACCAACGGAAUGGUCUCUGUCGAGCGUUUCGACUUUUGGCGUGCGAUAUUCUCCUCCACUCUCAGACAUGUCAUUGUUAGAAAGUGUUGAGGCCCUUGUUGAAGGAAGCCACAUGUCCAGAAUACGAGAAGAUAGCACCACGGAAGCCGAAAUUGCCUGGAGUCGUCGGGAGAGUCGAAACAUACGAUACGAAAAUAAACGUGUGGGCGGUACGGUUGUCGUACAUUUCGUCAAGAAGCAUAUGUGGUUCUUGGAGACAGCUCUGGCUAUGUUGGAUGACGAAAAUUACUCUGACAAAUAGACUGAAUGUUGGCUAAAGAAAGCUACCUUAAUGUCGGCAUAGACGAAUCCUCAGGCCAGU